Molecule: messenger RNA, 1461 nt
Organism: Grus americana (Whooping crane)
Lineage: Eukaryota; Metazoa; Chordata; Aves; Gruiformes; Gruidae
Gene: TYMS
Product: thymidylate synthetase
Exons: 7
Coding region: 132-1040 (302 amino acids)
Biological process (GO): dTMP biosynthetic process
Cellular component (GO): cytosol; mitochondrion
Molecular function (GO): thymidylate synthase activity
Source: RefSeq, a predicted model, not a curated record
UCGGUGCCGCUUGGCGGGAAAAGCCGGGCUUUGGCGGGCUCGGAGGAGAGGCGGCUGGCGAGAGGGGGACAGUGGGCAGCCGCGGCUCAGCUGGGCCCGCAAGGAGCCGCCUCGGGCGCCUCUCGCCCGCCAUGCCUGCCGAGGGGGAGCUGCCGAGCGCGGCGGCCGCCGGCUGGGAGUCCGACGAGCCGCAGUACCUGCGGCAGGUCCGGCACAUCCUGCAGCACGGCCACCGGAAAGAGGAUCGCACCGGCACCGGCACCAUCUCCGUUUUCGGCAUGCAGGCGCGGUACAGCUUGAGAGAUCAGUUUCCCCUGCUAACAACCAAGAGGGUGUUCUGGAAAGGAGUGCUGGAGGAGCUGCUGUGGUUCAUCAAGGGUUCUACAAAUGCUAAAGAGCUCUCUGCAAAGGGUGUAAAGAUUUGGGAUGCUAAUGGAUCACGUGAGUUCCUGGAUAAGCAGGGUUUCAGUACCAGAGAGGAGGGGGAUUUGGGACCAGUGUAUGGUUUCCAGUGGAGGCACUUUGGAGCAGAAUACAAAGAUAUGCACACAGAUUACUCCAACCAAGGAGUUGAUCAGUUGCAAAAAGUGAUUGAAACGAUCAAAACGAAUCCAGAUGACAGAAGAAUCAUUAUGUGUGCUUGGAAUCCCAAAGAUAUUUCUCUGAUGGCUUUGCCACCAUGCCAUGCCCUUUGCCAGUUCUAUGUUCUAAAUGGUGAAUUGUCUUGCCAACUCUAUCAGAGGUCUGGAGAUAUGGGACUAGGAGUGCCUUUCAAUAUUGCCAGCUAUUCACUGCUCACAUACAUGAUUGCCCAUGUCACAGGGCUAAAGCCUGGAGAGUUCAUACACACAUUAGGAGAUGCUCACAUAUAUCUGAAUCACGUGGAACCUCUAAAAGUUCAACUUCAGAGGGAGCCAAGACCUUUCCCCAAACUCAAAAUUCUUCGUAAGGUUGAAGACAUCAGUGACUUUAAGGCAGAAGACUUUCAGAUUGAAGAUUAUAAUCCUCAUCCACCUAUUAAAAUGGAGAUGGCUGUUUAAUGCUAUAAACCAGCUUCUAUUAAUGCGGAAAUGUACCUGAGCUACUUAGCUUUCUCUGUACUUAAAGUUAGGGGUUUUUGGUAAACUUCAAAAGAUACAGACUUUAUUAUUGAGAAAGAAACAGAUACUAGUAGACCAGUACUGCCUUCAGUAGUAAACUGUAGUCGUACAGAUUUUAUAUUCCUGCUGUAUUAUGCAGAUGAUAACCCAGUUUUAAGUUGUUACUGAGAUACUUUUCUUCACGUUUCAGUUACCACUGGUCACUUCUGUUAUCAUUCAGUUACUACGUGUGAGUAGCACUUGCUUACAUGCUUUAUUUAGUACUGAAAAUAAGAACUUUUAUGUAUGGUAGAGGAUUCCUUCAAGGUUGUAGAACUCCUUAAAUAUGUUCUAAAGACUGUAUGUUUAAUAAAGCUUUUAA